AGCAAAGUGAGCAGGAUGUUGCCGGAAAUGAGAACGAGAAGACCGACGAGUCCCUUUUCCCGCACACAUUCCAUCAUGCGCUCGAAAGCUCGGGAGGACAUCCAAGUGGGUCACAAUAGUAGUCAGGAAGAAAAUCCCAUUGCCGCUAGCAUCCUACCCGGUAGCAAUGGGGGUGGUGAUAGUGGCUUUUUUGACUUUACCGAUGAGGAGGGGAAAAUCUUGGGGAUAAAGCAGGAAGAUCAACAUGCACAGGCUGAUGUGACGGAAUACAUUCGACCACGACGUACAUCGAAAAAGCUCCAGCCGCUCAAUACCAUGUACGACAUGACUGAUUCGAGCUCACAGAGCGACGACACGACAAGUGGCAACGGAGAUGGUGGCUUUGGGUGCGAUGGCGGGAGUAGCGGUGGGUCGCGAAGGCAAGGAAGUUCCCGCAGAAGUGGCAACCAAGUUGUGCGUCGGCGGAAGGGUGUCCUCAAUGCCAAAGAACGGAAUUUGAGACGUUUGGAAUCGAAUGAAAGAGAGAGGAAACGAAUGCAUGAUCUCAACAACCAAUUCCAGUCCCUUCGUGAGGUGAUUCCGCAUGUGAAGAAGGAGAGACGAUUGUCAAAGAUUGAAACACUCACCCUGGCUAAAAACUACAUAACAGCCCUGACGAAUCCCAUCCGUCAAUUGAGUUCUGCCCUGAGAAGUAUGGAGAAGCACGGUGUGGUACCAGAUGUCAUCCCAGUGGCCCCAAAGGAGCUGCUGAAGGUUUCCUAUCCGAGUGGAGUGCUCGUGAGUGAGGGGAAUGAGCUCACACCCACUCAGGUGAAGGAUGUUCCAACUGUCACCUGGAACGGUGAAUCCGGGACUUUCUAUACGCUCUGCAUGACGGAUCCGGAUGCCCCAUCGCGCAAGGAGCCCACCUACCGUGAAUGGCAUCACUGGCUCGUCGGGAACAUCCCGGGGAGUGAUGUUGCCAAGGGGGAGACCCUAUCGGCUUAUGUGGGAAGUGGACCACCGGAAGGAACGGGACUGCACCGCUAUGUCUUUCUGCUUUACAAGCAAAAUGGGCAGCUCUCCUUCACGGAGCCCCGUUUAACCAAUACAAGUGCCGGCAACAGAGGCUGCUUCUCCAUCCAGAAAUUCGCCGAGAAGUACAAGCUGGAGCUUCUUGCUGGAAACUUCUAUCAGGCUCAGUGGGAUGACUACGUGCCUCUGCUCUACAAGCAACUCGGAGCCUAA
This is a messenger RNA of Lutzomyia longipalpis, 1227 nucleotides long. Its product is annotated as 39S ribosomal protein L38, mitochondrial-like. Gene Ontology annotation, molecular function: protein dimerization activity. NCBI's taxonomy places the organism in Eukaryota, Metazoa, Arthropoda, Insecta, Diptera, Psychodidae. The record is from RefSeq and is a predicted model, not a curated record. The transcript is spliced from 5 exons. The coding region runs from base 16 to 1227 and encodes 403 amino acids.